Messenger RNA from Penicillium lagena, 954 nucleotides. RefSeq lists its product as uncharacterized. NCBI's taxonomy places the organism in Eukaryota, Fungi, Ascomycota, Eurotiomycetes, Eurotiales, Aspergillaceae. The record is from RefSeq and is a predicted model, not a curated record. The coding region runs from base 1 to 954 and encodes 317 amino acids. Gene Ontology annotation, molecular function: protein kinase activity; ATP binding. The transcript is spliced from 2 exons. Gene Ontology annotation, biological process: protein phosphorylation.
AUGUCAUCUUUGCCAACCGCAUGCUCCGCCAUCGACAAGUGCCAAGUUCAGGAUGGCACUUGGUCCUUGGAUAGGACAACUGAGUUGGGAGCAGUAAAUGCGAGCGAGGAAAAUUCAAAUGACACUGAACACCACAAAGACUAUUCCAAUACGAGGGAUGCUCAGGGCCAAUUUAUCUCUGGAGGGAUCACUGGGAUUGUGGAGCUCCUUAAUGAUGGGACUGCACUCAAGUCACCAUUUCCUGAUUCUGAGAUCGAAAGCCACGUCCUAGACAUCGCUAAAGAAGCUAGCAUCUAUCGUCGCAUUGGACCCCAUAAAAGGCUUGUCCGGCUAGUGGGUCAUUCAAGGGAUGGUCUCGUGCUCGAAUAUAUGGAAAAUGGUGAUCUCAAGACAUAUCUCCAGAGUCAUCAUUCAAUAUCGAUGAGUCUAAGGUCGAAGUGGGCGUACCAAGUCGCAGAAGCUGUCGACCUCCUACAUAGGAAUGGCAUAAUUCAUUGCGACAUAAAACCGCGAAACUUUCUGUUGGACAAGGCUUUUGACAUCAAAAUUAUUGAUUUCUCUGGCUCUUCGCUGGAUGGGUCGAAGUCAGCAUCUGGUGAAAACACCCGAUUUUUCCUCCCGCGGCACUGGAAAGAUAAGCCUACAGUGACCACAGAUAUAUUCGCACUUGGAUCAACCCUUUACGAGAUUUUUCAAGGUACUAGUCCCUACGAGGAUGUUCCUAGUGAUGAGGUAGAAAGACUUUUUACACAGAAAGAAUUCCCUGAUGUCUCUGGUAUUCCAUGUGGACAGAUCAUCAAACAAUGCUGGCUAUCUCAAAUCGACUCGGCGGCACAUGUGCAGACUGUUAUCGGAGAUAUCAACUAUCGCAUGGUCAACGCCGACUGUACCCUUCAUCUCGAUGGUUUGGACAUUGAUCGGAAUGGGUUGAUUGACCAAGUGGUCUCUCCUUAG